Periconia digitata is the source of this 1491-nucleotide messenger RNA. NCBI's taxonomy places the organism in Eukaryota, Fungi, Ascomycota, Dothideomycetes, Pleosporales, Periconiaceae. The record is from the annotation of a GenBank genome assembly.
UGCUCGAUGCAGGCUUUGAGGUUGUAUCUGGCCUUGUUUUAAGCAAUAUGAAUAUUUUUUGUCCAAGACAUAGGGCGCGAGAAGUGCUUCCGAAUCGGCAUACGAGCAUUCAUCACGACUCCUCCUCCGGGUACAUCUCCAGAUCCGAGUUUCCGUGAGAGACGAUAAAUCUGACGAAACGAGAUGCGGUUCGAAUAUCAAAACCGGUCGAUAGGAACGAUGGUCGUAAAGAACGUAAACUGGUGGCUUAAUCUAAGAACAUUGAAGUCUUCAUUGGGGUUAGCGUUUCUACACGUGACUGCGCGCCACGCGCCGAGGGAGCUUCAAACGGCGCCAGAACAUUUCAACAUUUCGAAACUUCUUCACGCAAUCAUCCCCAAUAUUUACUUGAAAUUUCCUUCUGCAAUGAGCCGGGCUACUAUAGAGCAGUCUCUCAAUGGACUGGUACCUACACUCAACGGGAUUCUGCCAGCGGAGCUUGUGGAUCUCGCGCUUUCUUUGUUAGCACUCUCACGCAGCGUUGCCCAUUCAUUGAAGUCAGAAGAAGAGAUCGCGAGACCAUACGCAUGCGCUCAAUUAGCUUGCGAAAGGCUGAAAAAGCGACUCAAUCUUCCAGCCAUCACCCCUCGCGCACCGUGCCCACCCCGCGUAUACAAGAAGCUGUACAAAUAUCUCGAAAGCGCCUUGCCCGCUGCAACGCCUCGUGAACCUCAGACACCCCGUAAACAAGGCACAGGCAGCGCUCCUCCGUCGGGCAGGACGACACCGAAGACCCCCCAGAGUGGGAGAAGGACACCGCGGACUGGACGUCAAGAUGACCACACGGCUCGAGAGUGUCCGGAAUGGGUGAUGCCUGCCAUACGAGCCCUUGUUAAAGAAUUCUCUUGCCAGAAUGCGGCGCCGCAUGUCUACAGUGGCGUUGCAUCCAUUCUACCAUUGCUUGAGCGCAUGACAGCAGCGGCAGCAGAAACCCCCAGCAAACGACCACGCCGCACAGCUGCGACGACAUCGUCCUCCGAGGUUUCUGAAACUCGUAUCAUGGGCCUUAUCACCGUUGUUCUUUUCUAUAUUAUGUCCCGCAUUUGGGAUCAGGACAUAACGCCCGAAAUUGUAGUGGAGUGGCAAGAUAAAGCAACCGCCACGCUGAUCAACACGCCGAGCGGUCAGCACCUUCGGGCGUCGGACAUUGAGCCCGAAAUCGAGUCUCUACUGUUAAUGGCGCAAGAAGAAGGAUGGUUGCAGAUGGAGUGGUUCUCGAAUAUUGCUCUGAUAGAUGGCGGCGAUGAAAUGGAAGGCGUCGAGGCAACAAAACCGAAACCAAAAACUACAUACAUAGGGGAACUGAGGGCUGGAAGCAGCGACUACAUUGGUCUAGGCACCAUGAUGCAGGAUGCUACCGAUUACCUGGGUGCACGGCAGCGCGAAGAAUAUACAAUAUGGAAGGCCGGAAUAAUGGCUCGUGUGGAAGAAAUCGAAGCUUCGCAGACUUGA